AAGGGCUCAGGCCGGCGCGGCGAGCUUUCCGCUUCCGGCCGCCAUAUCCUUGGGGGAAUGCUUUCGUUUCGUGGUGCUUUGAAGUGCAGCAGCAGGCAUUGCAAUCUCAAGGACCUCGGCAAUCAUUUUAAUCAUGGUUAAUUGCGCUGUGUUCGGAUGCAACAACGAGUCGCGGCGGAAAACUGUCUCUGGUGAGAACACGAAGAAGCUUAGUUUUUUUUCUGUGCCGAAUGUUGUUCGUUGGCAAUGCAGCCAGACCUUAGAGAUCUCAACGAAGCGUCGAGCGGAAUGGUUUCGUCGCCUCUACCGGGGUGACAUUAAUACAGACGCUACCCACUACAAAGUCUGCAGCGAGCACUUCGUUUCUGGCAGGCCAUCCUACUUAAUGGAUCUGACGAACCCGGACUGGGCGCCAAGCUUGCACCUAGGGUAUGACACAAAGUCAACAACUCGAUCUGAAGAAAGGCACCAGCGACGUUGCAAGAGGGCUGCGACUCCAAAGGUGGUCCAAAAGGCCGAUAGCAGAGUGCUGCGACCCUUGACUACAAUGUUGAAUGCACAGCAGAGUGCUGUGAACAGUACUGUCACAAGCACACCACUUGCAAGUCCCAUUGCAGUACAAAAUGACCAAGGCAAUGAGUCACAUAUGUCUCAUUGCACAAUAAAUGAUUCAGGCCCAACAAUGCUGCAACAAGUACCAGCUGCAACUGUACCACAAGAUGCUGAUACUGCAGCUGACAUAUUUCACCCACCAUCCAUGCCAUCACCUGAGGUAGGCAGGGCCCCAGUCUCAGCUGAAACUGGUUCUACUGCUGGAGCUGCAGUGGAUGGCGCAUCCUAUGUGAAGUUCUCUGAGGCUGGUGUUCAAGCCACCACUUCGACGGCUGAAGCUUCAGUGAACACCACGUCAUUGCUAAAGGACGCUGAAACCCAAACAGAUAUCACAAGCAGUGCAUUAAACAGCUUCGAAGGCGACAACCAGGCCCUACGUGCAGAGGUAAACGAAGUGAAGGGCUCUUUGCGUAGACUUCAGUUGUCUAAAGCUUCAUUGGAGCAAGACUACAACCGUGUAAAAUUUUACACUGGCCUACCAAGCUACACAGUUUUGAUAGCGCUGUUCGCGCUUCUCGAGAGUGGUGUGUCGCACAGCGCAAACAAUGUGCUUACUAAGUUCGAAGAGCUUGUGCUCACACUUGUGAGGCUGCGACUAGGAGUGCCCUUGCAGGACCUGGCGUAUAGAUUUGAGGUAAGUGGACUGGUGGAAUUUGUAUUGUUGCGAGCACUUAUUUACAGUUGGCAUCACGUAUAUGUUAUAAUACUCUCGUGGGCUAACAUUUGGUGGCAAGAUGGCCCUGUUUGCUUUAUAAUAGUGACUGGCUUUAUCUUUCAGGUCAGCCAAGCCACAGCAACACGAGUAGUCAACCGGUGGAUUGCGGCCAUGCAUGUACGACUAAAACAGCUGGUGGACUGGCCCAGUCAUGAACAAUUGCAGCAGACCAUGCCAAUGGCCUUCAGAAAAGCAUUUGGCACGAGUGUGGUAGUCAUUAUAGACUGCUUCGAGAUAUUCAUUGAGCGCCCUUCGUCAAUGCUCCCUAGGUCACAGACGUGGUCGCGGUAUAAGCACCACAACACGGCAAAAUAUCUGAUAGGAAUAGCACCUCAGGGAGCAAUCACUUUCAUUUCCAAAGGGUGGGGAGGCAGGACAAGCGACAAGCUUAUAACAGAGUCGAGUGGAAUGUUGAACCACCUUCUCCCAGGUGACACGGUGCUCGCCGACAGAGGAUUCACGAUUGGUGAUGCCGUAGGCAUUCAUCGUGCACGCCUUGAGGUUCCUGCAUUCACAAGGGGGCAAACCUCAGCUAUCAGCCUGGGAGGUUGAAAAAACUAGGAAAAUUGCGAAUGUGCGCAUCCACGUGGAACGUGUGAUAGGUUUGCUGAGGCGAAAGUACAAAAUUCUUUCAAGCACCAUCCCUAUUGAUCUGCUAGCAGUGCGAAGCGAGGACACUCUAACACAACUUGACAAAAUUGUUGCGGUGUGUGCUGCGCUGAUAAAUCUGAGCAAAUCGGUUGUGCCUGUUGACUGAUCUGGAUGCGCCAAAUCUAAAUUUUACUUAAAGGGGUUGAGACACCAAAUUUUGAGGGUAUAAAAGGCCUGCUGCAGGCUUCCUCUGUAUGAAAGGACACUCAACAUGAAGUGUUC
Messenger RNA from Dermacentor silvarum, 2200 nucleotides. RefSeq lists its product as uncharacterized. The transcript has 8 exons. The coding region runs from base 134 to 1879 and encodes 581 amino acids. The record is from RefSeq and is a predicted model, not a curated record. Lineage: Eukaryota; Metazoa; Arthropoda; Arachnida; Ixodida; Ixodidae.